Molecule: messenger RNA, 432 nt
Organism: Drosophila subpulchrella
Lineage: Eukaryota; Metazoa; Arthropoda; Insecta; Diptera; Drosophilidae
Product: lachesin-like
Exons: 1
Coding region: 1-432 (143 amino acids)
Biological process (GO): synapse organization
Cellular component (GO): neuron projection membrane
Source: RefSeq, a predicted model, not a curated record
AUGUGGCGUCCGAGUAUCUUAAAUCUAGUGUGGAGCACCCUGAUUUUGGCUAUGAUUCUUCCACAAUCGCAAGGCCAGCGAUCCACCAUAUUUUACAACUCGCGGCAGCAGAUCAAGGAUAUUGGCGAAACCGUAGAAUUCGAUUGUUCGGUUCAGUAUGUCAAUAGGUACAUUGCUCGUUUUCUAAAAAUGGAAAGUGCUCCCGUUCUUUUGUCCACGGGCUCCAAGCUGGUUAUCAAGGACUCGCGCUUCUCACUGGACUACGAUCCCAAUUCCUUCACCUACAAGCUGAAGAUUAGGGAUAUCCAGGAGUCAGAUGAAGGAACGUAUGCCUGCCAGGUGGUGACAUCCACUGUCCACAAAGUCAGUGCCACGGUGAAGCUAUUGGUGAGACAACCUCCGGUUAGCCCGGAUAACUCCACGGUGGAAUAA